Dacryopinax primogenitus is the source of this 1208-nucleotide messenger RNA. RefSeq lists its product as uncharacterized. Bases 189 to 983 code for a protein of 264 amino acids. Lineage: Eukaryota; Fungi; Basidiomycota; Dacrymycetes; Dacrymycetales; Dacrymycetaceae. The transcript is spliced from 3 exons. The record is from RefSeq and is a predicted model, not a curated record.
CUGUGUUGUUUGGCCUUUGUCAGGUUCACUCCGGAUUUUCUUAUAUCUCUUUCUUAGCCGACCGCUCUCCAUUCCACUCAUUCAUAUUCUUGCUCGUUUUGGAGACUUAAUCCUGCACUUUGCGCCGAACUUUCACACUACGCAACAUACCCACACCAACCCUGCAAAUCUCUAAGCACCGAGUCAACAUGGUCAUGCUUCUGCUUUCCUCUCUUCUCCUCGCUCUCCCCACUCUGGGGAUGAUCGCCCCCACCACGCCAGAUAACAGUGGUGUCUACCCGGCGGGUGCUAACUGCCCGAUCGCGUGGAAGACGGACGACUCAGGCCUCUGGAACAGCUUCGAGAUUCAGCUCAUGACAGGCUCUAACAGCCCCAUGACCCCACUCGAGAUUGUUGCUACGGGUCUGGACGGAACCACCGCGACCGGCAUCACUUCCUUCUCCUACCCUUGUCCGCAGGUCGACGUCAACGCGGCAAUCUACUUCUACCAGUUCACCCAGCCAGGCCAGUCAAACAUCACCUGGACUACGAGGUUUACUAUCGCCAGCUCUUCCGGCGCCACCGUCCCCGCACCAAACCAGCCUGACAACAUCACCCCCGCUCCUUGGGGUGUCGGGAAACUUACCGGUGCUUCGGCAGCCAACGUCACCCCCGGCGGCAUCAACGGCGCUGCUGGCGAUGCUCCUACCACGAACACCGCGAACGGCGCGGGUGCUGCCGCGACCAGUGCUCCCACAGCUGGGACAGGAAACGGCUCAGGCGCGGGCGGUGCUCAGUUGACUACCGCCGCAGGGGACGGCACCGUUCCUGGUGCACAGCAGUCCAGCCAAACCAGCUCAGGCACUUUCGUCCCUUUCUCGCCCAGCCAGAGCGCCUCUCCCAGUGCUCUCGCGAAGAGCGGUGCUCUCAGGUCUACCAGGUUAGGCUGGUCGGACGUGCUCGCUGUGGCAAGCGCGGUUUGGUUGGGUGUCUGGGUGAUGUGAACCCUUUCGCCUCCUUUUGUCAUUUGAACAUGUUGGGCUUCGUGGAAGGGAUGGAGAGUUUAUUUUACCUAUGGACACUGCCCGAGUAAGCGGGUUAUUACGUACCGCACCAUUGGUGCAGCGUCGGGAUGUUAGGUAGUGCCUGCCCUUGCCUUUUGGUAGAGGGGGAUAGAUGGAGGACGAAACCGACAAUAACAUGUUCGUUGGGCCUCACAGACCUCUAGU